UCCGAUGACACCCGAGCCCUACCGGCCUUUUUCGAUGAGUUGGAUAAGAAUAAGCAGAGUUUAGGCGUGUUUUCGUGUGGUGUCAAUGUGUCGUCCAUGGAUGAUGUGUUUCUGAAGGUGAUCGACACCGAGAACAACAAAAAGCCGGUUCAGCCCCGAAAGUCCAUACAACUGGAAAACGGCAUUCAUUUAAACAACAACAACGGCUAUAACAACAACAAUGAGUUCAAAAAGUUCACUGAAGUCCAGUCCCAGAAGGUCCAGUCGCCCCGCGAGCUCACCCUACUUAAGCUCAAAGCGCUGAUCGCCAAACGCAUACACGACAUGAAACGGUCCACUCGUACGGUCGUCCCCAUCAUGAGUAUAGCCAUCGGCUGCGUGUUCGCCGUCUUAGGGCUCAUCGAAACCACUGUCAACUCGACCAACAAGACGCCCAACUGGGAGCUGGACAUGAAUACCCGGGCGGCCGGCUAUGCGCCCGAGCUAUUCGGCUUCUACUACCAGUUGGAACAGUUGCCCGAGUCUUAUGGCCAGUACUACAUGCCGGAGGCGCUCCGGGAGUCCGUGAGGGCCCAGGAGUUCAAAGUGGAUCCCACGGAGAAACUACUGAACGACUCGAUCAAAGACCUCAACAUAUAUAGGGAGCGGUGGUUAGUGGGCGCCUCCCUCGAGAAGUACAGGAAUCGCAAUGUGUACAUAGCCUGGUAUAACGGGGAGGCCCACCACUCGUUGCCUAUUAGUGUGAAUAUUCUGUAUAAUGCAUUGCUUAAGAAGUUGGUGGCUGAGUCUAAUAGUAGCCUGGUGAGACCAGAGGACGUGGGUAUUAGUCUACACCAGCAAACGUUUGAACAUUUUAACCCCCACUCAGCGUUUUUGCCGUUUUUUGGUCGCGUCUAUAAUAGCAUUUUUAUACCCUUUUCGGUCUCAUUUAUCGCCGCAUUCUAUGUGUUAUUCCCGACUCAUGAAAGAGUGUCAAAGGCUAAACUACUACAACUCAUGACUGGGCUCAGUAUUAGACUGUACUGGCUGUCAAACUUCAUAUUUGAUUACGCGCUGUAUUUACUAUAUUUCUCGACAAUGUUUCUCGUGUUUCUCAUUUGGGACCGAGUUUUCCAGUACGGGCUGUACUUCUCGACCAUUUCAUCCACUAGUGAGUCCACACACACUUUUACUACCUGUCCAUUAGACUAA
Oppiella nova is the source of this 1191-nucleotide messenger RNA. Lineage: Eukaryota; Metazoa; Arthropoda; Arachnida; Sarcoptiformes; Oppiidae. The record is from the annotation of a GenBank genome assembly.